ACUGGAGUACGGUUGCAGAUCAACAUCACUGUUGCAGCACUGUUGCUUCGGUUUAACAGGGCAGGGCGACACUUUUGAACCCAUAGUCAAAAGGCUACACUUUCCAACGAGCAGGUGUCUGUCUACAAGUCGGCUAUACAUCUUCCACAUCAAGAUGUUGGCGUGCACAAAGAUGAUCACUAUGUGCCUUCAGUCGGCGAAAAAUAAGCAUCUUCGCUCUCAGCAGGAACAACCGCAGCCACUGCAUAGCCCUGUUAAUGGACUUCCAAUUUUCAAAGAUAUUUUCUGCCGCGCUGACAAAAACGAUGAUGGAAAACUGUCGUUUGAUGAGUUCAACGCUUAUUUCGCAGACGGGAUUCUCACCACUGAGGAGUUGCAGGAGCUCUUCUACUCCAUAGAUGGGCGGCAGAAUAACAACCUAGAUACCGACAAACUAUCAGAUGACUUUGCUCAACACUUGGGGGGAUAUAUGAAUGUCCUCUCUGCUCUGGAGAUCCUAAAUGUUGCCAUCUUGGAGGCUAUGAACAAAACUAAAAAGGAGUACCAGGACUCCUCUGUGCUGGGACAGUUUGUGACCCGCUUCAUGCUGAGGGAGACCUCCAGCCAGCUGCUCUCUCUCCAAAUGUCCCUGCAGUGUGCCAUGGAGGCCGUGGAAGAGCAGAGCAGGCCCGCACCGAGAGCGGUGGAGGUGGCGGAGCAUCCCUCAGCGCAGAGAAACAGCAGACGAUGUGGCCGCAAGUUUCAGAAAAACAUGUGCCUCUCCCCUACCCACCCCUAUUCAGGCAUCCUCACGACAGGAGUGACCAUGGAGAUUGAUGACCACUGGUGCUCCCAGAUCAACAGGCUCCGGCAGCUAUUGGACAAGCUGGAGUGGCAGGGUCCAAAGUUGGAACCCCUGAAAGAAGAUACGCUGGCCAGUACAUACAAAUCUAACAUCCUGCUGGUGAAGACGCAGAUGACGGCAACGGAGGACCUCGAGGAGUUCCAGAAGCUGCUCAAGAGCUAUGUGGACGCCACGUCCAACCACAGCGACAACUUGCAUGUGUCUAUCCAGAAGCUCGCUGGAAAGUCGUGCUACAUAAUGUAUGAGUUUUGGCAGGAUCGUAUCUCCUGGAUGAGCUUCCUGCAGUCCAAUGCCAGUAAGAAAUUCCAGCACUGUGUCAUUGAUACAUUGGAGGAUUCCGAGCUUGUGUCUACCAUGCUGCUCCCAGCAUCCUGGUGGAUUAUGACUGACUAACUAGCAGCAGACCAUGUAUCCUGCCCCCACAUACACACAACACAACCUCAAGACAAGAAAUUCAACAUUUCAUCCAAGUGUUUCGGUUCAAAGCUACCGGACACAGAACACUGCAUUAAAACAGCAUCUUGCGGCAUCUUUCUUAUGUACCAGUCAAAAGUUUGCACACACUUACUCAU
Messenger RNA from Oncorhynchus masou masou (cherry salmon), 1416 nucleotides. RefSeq names its product N-terminal EF-hand calcium-binding protein 1-like. The coding region runs from base 155 to 1237 and encodes 360 amino acids. Gene Ontology annotation, cellular component: cytoplasm; Golgi cis cisterna; endoplasmic reticulum. The record is from RefSeq and is a predicted model, not a curated record. Gene Ontology annotation, molecular function: calcium ion binding. The transcript is spliced from 13 exons. NCBI's taxonomy places the organism in Eukaryota, Metazoa, Chordata, Actinopteri, Salmoniformes, Salmonidae. Gene Ontology annotation, biological process: regulation of amyloid precursor protein biosynthetic process.